UAGUCAGCGCGCUUAAACGACGACAACUGCACGGCGCGCCCCCAUUAAUAAUAUAUAUUUUUCCAAAAAUAAACUUAAAAAAAAUAAUUAAAUAAAAAAUAAUAUUAACAUUGAACGCGCGGUGCACGAUUUUUUGACAACAAUUCAGUUUCGCUUUUCCUUAGAUUUCCAUAUAAUUUUUUCCUUUGUGUUUUCCACACACGUGGUGUUCUUCUGUUACUCGCACUUCGGUAGUGGUUAUUUUUUUUGGGUUACAUUGAAAAAAGUACAUCGACUGCCAGCCGAAUUCCCAUUCGAACCUUAAUUUGACCAAUUGACGGAAAAUUAAUUGCGCACAAAAUUAAUUAGCAAGCGAAUAUAUCAUUUUUUUUACGUGAAACGAGCGUGUUAUUUGUCAAAAAGAUUUUACAACUGAUUGUGUUUAAGUAAAUUAACCUGAGAUAUAUCUAUGUGUUUGUGCUACGAUACGAAAUUCCGAUAUUGCGAUCACCCUUUAAAUGCCUUUCGUCCAGAGAUUCCAACAAAUACGUAAUUUUGUUAUGAACGUCUGCCUCGUCGAGGCCAUCCAAUUCGUGCAGGACCUCACGCAUGCCCUCUGCCUGGACCUCCAGGGCCUGUUCAACCUCAAGUAGAGAUUCCCGAGCGAUCUCCCAGCGCUCAUCCCAUCCAUCACCCAGAUAAACUACCACCUUCAUUAACACACCGCAAGCAUCUCACAACGCUGACCAAUAAA
Messenger RNA from Drosophila suzukii, 733 nucleotides. RefSeq lists its product as uncharacterized. NCBI's taxonomy places the organism in Eukaryota, Metazoa, Arthropoda, Insecta, Diptera, Drosophilidae. The record is from RefSeq and is a predicted model, not a curated record.